Messenger RNA from Monodelphis domestica (gray short-tailed opossum), 2708 nucleotides. RefSeq names its product phospholipid scramblase 3 (gene PLSCR3). Gene Ontology annotation, molecular function: phospholipid scramblase activity. Gene Ontology annotation, biological process: plasma membrane phospholipid scrambling. The record is from RefSeq and is a predicted model, not a curated record. NCBI's taxonomy places the organism in Eukaryota, Metazoa, Chordata, Mammalia, Didelphimorphia, Didelphidae. Gene Ontology annotation, cellular component: plasma membrane.
UCCAACACCUUUGGGUCGGCUAAUUAGUAUAUGUGGGAAAGGCCCUACAUAAACCCCCACCUCAAUGCCUGGGGUGCCAUUUUCCGGCAGAAGAGGCUGACCCGGAUCCUUUCGGUUUCCCCCUCUUCCCCCAACCUCUAUCCAACUUUCCACGCCCAUCUCUCCUCCGAGGCCGAGAGCAUGUGCUAAAUAAAUGCAGCUUGACUGAUUCAUGCCUCACACUUAUGUUUCUCCCCCUCCUCCCACCUCCCCAUACCUAGAAUGACUCACUGAGCAUGAACCAAGGUGCCUAUAGGCGCUACCAAAACAGGCUACCUCCGGAUGUCUGCGGCCCAGCUGCUCAAGGGUUUGGCCACUAGAGAUCAUAAGCUCUUAGAUUUAGAGCACCAAAUCCGCAGGAGAGGAAGACAGAGAUAGGCAGGGGGCGGGGAGGAAGAACGGUCUUUCAGCCUUCACUUUUCAUCCUCUCUUCGGCUUCCUAGGUCCCUGUAGUUGGAGAAGACCCGGAAAGUGGGGGAGGGGAGGCCCUCAAAGACAGCAGCAGCCUGCCCUUUCCUCUUCUCCCACCCCACCUCAAGGGUCUGCACUAGUGCUUAGACGUCUCCUGCAAAACCUAGGCCGAAGUGCAGUUCGAGGGCCCUCACGAAUCUGAAUAUAUUUUAUCCGUCCCGAACUGAACCGCCGGAGCCCGCCUGGCACUGCCCGCGGGCAAUCCUAGGGGUGGGGGCUUACUAAGACACUUCCCACGGGACAUCGACAUCCUGCUUACAACGCCCCCUUCAUGGCAGGUUACUUGCCCCCCAAAGGCUAUGCCCCAUCACCCCCCUACCCAGUGACCCAGCCUGCUUCAUAUUCCAAUCCUGCACCUGCCCCAGGCCACAUUGUCAACCUCUUCCCUUCCCCUGGUCCUGUGGCCCCCCUGGAACCAGAGCCAGUUACUGUUCCCUUCCUGCAGUUGCCUGGAGUCCCUUCUGGCCUGGAAUUCCUUGUACAGAUUGAUCAGAUCCUGAUUCACCAGAAGAUUGAGCGGGUAAAAGCAUGGGAGAUCUGUAACCGGUUUGAGCUACGUUCUGGAGUAGGGCAACCACUAGGCCAGGCAGUUGAAGAAAGCAGCUGCUGUGCCCGUCUCUGCUGUGGGACUCGCCGGCCCAUGCGUAUUCGUGUGGCUGAUCCUAUGAACCGAGAGGUCCUGCACUUUGUCCGCUCUCUACAUUGUGGGACCUGCUGCUGUCCCUGUUGCCUUCAGGAGCUGGAAGUACAGGCUCCGCCUGGUACAACUAUUGGGCAUAUACUACAGACCUGGCAUCCCUUCCUCCCCAAGUUCUCCAUCCAAGAUGCAGAUCGUCAGACACUGCUUCGAGUUGUGGGUCCAUGCUGUACCUGUAGUUGUGGCAGUGACACCAACUUUGAGGUGAAGACUAAAGACGAAUCACGGAGUGUGGGUCGGAUCAGUAAACAGUGGGGAGGCAUUGUGCCAGAGGCCCUCACUGAUGCAGACCAGUUUGGCCUCCAGUUCCCCUUGGACCUUGAUGUGAGAUUGAAGGCUGUGCUACUGGGGGCAGCUUUUCUUAUUGAUUACAUGUUUUUUGAGAAGCCACGAGAUGCUAAUUCUGGGCCUUCGGUCAUCACCAGUUAGAGGCUGCUCGUUUAAUCAAAGAUAGGUAUCCUAGUCACAGAAUUCCAAGAUGUCUACCACCACCACCCUGACCUGGUCUGGCCCCAGGAUGGAAGAUGACCACUACCACUCUCCAGGAUGAUGGUGCUUUGAGGAGAGAGAUCUAGGAGUGGGGCUUAGGUAACCCAAAGAAACUUUGAAAGCUUUCAUAAUGAAGACUGAGGCUCUAUUCCCUGCAAGGAGUGGGGAAGUACAAAUGCUGCAUGUGCUGAAUGCUAAGGGUCUUUGUUUUAGGCCCCUUUCCUUUAACUGAUCCCCUAAAGGUUGCCAUCACUACUCAUUUGUAUUUUGCUCCAUAGUACCAUUCCAUUUUACACCUCUUUCCUUGGUACCCCUCUCUAUUCUUCCCCCAACAUUAACCAUCUUCCCCUUCCCCUUAUUUACAUUUUUCUACCUCCUUUGUUCCUAAUAUAACCCCAUCUUCCCUCCUAGUAUCAUAAUAUCAAAAGAGAACCUAGAUGUAGGUGCUACGGAAUGUAAUUAUUAGAGUAGUCCCCCACCCCUCACCCCCAAAAAAGGGAAAAAAACACAACCUGCUAGAAUCAUAAAUCUUUGGGACUUUUCCUUUUACAAAUGAAGAAGCUAAGGUCAAGUUAAAGUAAAUUGACCAAAAUCACACAGUGAAUUGGGGGUGGGAAUAGGAAGGGUAAAAAACUCUUGAUCUCAAGUCUUCUGAUUCUUAGACCAGUGAUUUCCUCCCCUCAUUUUACAAUGUACCUUUUAUUCCCUGAACAACAUAAAUCCAGGCCCCCUGGAACUGUUCUUGGACCCAUGGUACUUUAAGAGGAGAUGAGUUAACCCUCCUUAUACAUGCUUUUUUGGGCUGGGGUCCUAGUACCUAACUAUCAGAUCCCCAAACAUCAUUUCUCCUGCCCUUUUUCCAAGCUGGUGCUUAUUGCAGCUUUUCUUAUGCCUUAUUUAACAUUUUUUCUCCUCUCUGUCUGAGCACUAGGGAGGAUAAUGUGUCUUUGUAUGGUGUGUGCAUACAUUUAUUAUAUAUAUGCAUAUAUUAAAAAAUUUCUAACUUUUUGGA